AGCCCCCAACCCCCACCUCGCCGCCGGCGAAACCUAGAGAGAGGGGGGGGGGGUGAGGCUUCGCUUCAUCGGCAGCGGCGGUGAUGGCGGAGUACGCGACGGCGAAGACGUCGGUGUGGUGGGACAUCGAGAACUGCCAGGUCCCCCGCGCCUGCGACCCCAACCUCAUCGCCCAGAACAUGAGCUCCGCCCUCGCCGCCGCCGGCUACACCGGCCCCGUCUCCAUCUCCGCCUACGGCGACAUCGGCAGCAUCGGCAACGCCGUCAUGCACGCCCUCUCCAGCACCGGCAUCUCCCUCAACCACGUCCCCCCCGGCAUUAAAGAUGCAAGUGAUAAGAAGAUCCUAGUUGACAUGUUAUUCUGGGCUAUUGACAACCCUCCACCAGCAAAUUAUUUGCUAAUUUCUGGUGAUCGGGAUUUCUCUAAUGCCCUCCACAAGCUGACGAUGAGACGAUACAAUAUUCUACUAGCACAGCCCCCAAAUGUAUCUCAAGCCCUUACUGCUGCUGCAAAGAGUGUUUGGCUCUGGAAAAGCCUUGUGGCUGGAGAACCACCUCUAGCAGAGUCGCCAUACAUAAGUAGCACAGCAAGUGGCAAUAUGGUUGAGUUAGAUGCGUCUAUGAACAUAAAUUCAGAUUCUUCAGACACUACUACAAAUACCAACCCUCAAAUGCAGAAUGGUUUCCAGUCUGAUAAUCAAAAGGGUGGUAAUGGCAAGACAGAUAAGCAAUCUAAAGUGAAGCAACCUCGAAGAAACCAGUCAGACAAUGUACCUAAACCAGAAAGCAACGAAGAAAAUUCAGUUGAUGUUGCUGAUAAUUCUAAAGAAAACACUGCUAACGAUCAAAGUCAGUCUUCUAUGGCAUCGUCAUCUUCAUCAUCAAGCUCUGAAUCGCAGGAUGGGGUAAAGGUGAACCAGCCAGGUAAACCAAAAGUUCAACCCUUUUCCCUGCCUAAAAAGCCUGGAAAACCUGUUCAUUCCCAUCAUAAGACUGCUCCACAUGAGUCCUUCAAUAGUAAGAAGUCUGGUGUGUCAGCAGAAUCUGCUGCAAAGAAUGGUACUCCUGAUUUUGGCAAUGGUAGUGGCCAUUAUAAUCCAAAGAACCAUAAACCUCAUACCUUCCAGUCUCCAAGGCCCCCAAAUCCAGUUACUCAUCCUCACAGUGGAUCUGGGGUUUUUCACACAUUGAGUUCACAAAGAACCAACUCAUGUCCACCACCAGCUGGGCAUAAUGGUGUUCCUACUGCACCACUGCAAUCGUGGCCAAGUGCCCCACCCUAUCAUAGCCCACCAGUCAAUUAUCCUGAUAUGAGUCAGAUAAAUAUUUCUGGUUACCCCAGAGGAAUGCAUGAUAACCAAGGUUUGAACAUGAACUACCACCCCAACCAUUCUGGUGCUCAUAAUGUUCAGCCUGCCUAUAAUAGUUACAGACCUCCAACUCCACAUGGUAUGCCCAACAACAUGCAAAAUGCUGAACAAUGGGGAGUGAAUCAAGGAUGUCCACAGCCACCAUCUGACUCUCAAGUUCUUAUUAGAAAUAUAUUAGGUGCUUUGGAAAUAUUGAAGACAGAGAAGAUUCCACCAACAGAACAGCAUAUAUCAGAUUGUAUACGUUAUGGAGAUGCCAAUUUACCAAAUUUUGAUGUUAAGAAGGCUCUUGAAGUUGCCAUUCAGCAUCAAGCCAUUGUCAUGAAAGUGUUAGGAUCUGUGUCAUUCUAUUUGGGGAAAAAUCAAAAUCUUUGGAAAUGUGUGAAUAUAAUGGAUAUAAAUGCAAAAUAUCCCAAAGGGACACUUGAUGCGGUUCACAGGUUCAUAUCUUCAACCACUGGCAGUUCUGCAAUAAAGAAUUCUAGAUCCAAGUAUCAAGCUGCAAUCAUCUUAAAGAAUCAAUGCUUGAAAUAUCUUGCCCUUGGUGAAGUUCUUCAGAUUAUAUACAUCAUAAUCAAUACAAAUAAGUGGUUUGUGCCACAUUCUUCAGGGUGGCAGCCAUUGUUGUUUAACAUAAUAGUGGUUGAUGCUACGACAGGUGCUGGUGGAAAAGCUUAGCCUUCGUACAUUUAUCUGCUUCAUACAAGAUGGAUAAUUUGAGGCCCUGGUGGUUGGUAAAACAUGUUUCGGCAAAUGCUAUUCUGUGGUGAUAAGUUACUAGUAUGAUGGCACACCAACAGUGUGCCAAACCUUUCUUUUUUAAAAUGAAAUAGUUAGUAGUUUAAGCUUGGUGGUUCGUUGGGAUCAAACUAUCAGUGUUAUUGGUUUUGCAUCCAGACUCCAGGAACAGCAUAGAUGGUGGCUGAUGGCAUGAUAAAGAUAGUUAAGUGAUUCUUCAAUCUGCAAAAAGGAUAGAGGACUACGAUCUUUUCUUCAGGCAGUAUAAUAGUGCCUGAUAUUGGAGGUUAUGAUCUGCCCAAAACGUCGAGUCGGUUUGUGGAAAUCUGCCAUAGUGGCACCAGAAGAUGCUGCUGUUCAGUUCAAUGGAGUACUGAGGUUGAAGCUCCUUUGUCUUGCAGCUACUCACCCUUAUUAACACAAAUGGAUGGAUGAAUGAACCAUGUGAUGUUCAGUGGUCCUUGGUUGUCCAUUUAAUCACUGUAUCUGGGUUAACAAAGCUACCUUUGCCGUGGCUUGUGGCACACUGGCACAUGGUACAUGGUAAUAGUGUUGGAAAUGCAUUAGAACUGCAUUGGGGAUGUUACCCUGCCAGCGUGCCAUGGUUAUCUACUUGUCUCUGAACUUAUUAUGAUUUAUGUAAAUAUUGCUCUGGUGCUUGCUCUGACUUGCAAGUUUUCCUUUGUUGGCUUCCUCAAUCAUAGAAAGUUGAGAUCAGCAAGUGUUUCUCGGUGUCAUCGCUCGCUGAUAUUUUUGCUGACAGUUACCGCAGUAACUGUGUUUCUUGUAAAUCUGUUAAAUUAUCCCCAUCGUGCUGUUAUUAAUUGCAUGAAUUGC
Messenger RNA from Oryza brachyantha (malo sina), 2945 nucleotides. RefSeq lists its product as uncharacterized. The coding region runs from base 84 to 2048 and encodes 654 amino acids. The transcript is spliced from 3 exons. Gene Ontology annotation, molecular function: RNA nuclease activity. The record is from RefSeq and is a predicted model, not a curated record. Gene Ontology annotation, cellular component: peroxisome. Lineage: Eukaryota; Viridiplantae; Streptophyta; Magnoliopsida; Poales; Poaceae. Gene Ontology annotation, biological process: regulation of gene expression.